GCACGAAACAGCCCUACGUAGGUCACUUGGUCAACGGCUGCAACGAUGGCGGCGGCGCUGAUCCACGCCGAGUUCGGGGACGACUGCGAUCUGUACGCGGUGCUGGGCGUGGAGCGCUCGGCCACGGACAAGGAGAUCACGCGCGCCUACCGCAAGCUGGCUCUGAAAUACCACCCGGACAAGCAGCGAGGCGAUGAGGCUGCGCGCGCCAAGGCGACGGCCAAGUUCCAGGCCGUAAGCGCCAUCCACUCGAUCCUGAGCGACAAGGAGGCGCGCGCCGUGUACGACGAGUCCGGCACGAUCCUGUCGGACGACCACGACGACAAGUCCCCGUCCUUCCAGAUGUGGACGCAGUACUUCGCGCGCGUGUUCCCCAAGGUCACCACAGAGGACAUCGCCAGGUUCGAGGGCGAGUACCGCCACUCGGACGAGGAGCGGCGCGACGUGCUGGACGCGUACACCAAGUACGAGGGCAAGAUGAAGCACGUCAUGGACACGAUCAUGUUGUCCACGGACGACGACGAAGAGCGGUUCGCGGAGAUGAUCCAGAAGGCCGUCAAGGAGAAGGAGGUCAAGGCCUUCCCCACGUGGUGCGAGUACAGUAAGGAGCAGUCGAAGAAGAAGAAAAGGAAAGAGACGCCGGCCGAGCAGAAGCGCAAGCAAGCGAAGCGCGAGAAGGAGGCGCGUGAGGCGGAAGAGCUGUUCAACAAGAUCCGAGGCAACCAGCAGAAGCGGGGCGAAGGUUCAGGCAGCACUGCGCUUAGUACCGAACGAAAGCGCGGGUUCGAAUCACUGCUUGGGAAUCUGGAGGCCAAAUACGCCGAGAAGGGCAAGAAGUCGAAGCGCAAGGCUGCACCGCAAGACCCAGGCGAGCCCAGCGAGGAGGAGUUCCUCGCCGCGCAGAAGCGGUUGAAGCCAAGCAGGAAGAAAUAAGGCAGCGGCGGAUGACCAUUAAAUUGGUGGACUGCAGUGUGGAUUCAGGAACUAUGGUCAUCCAAUAGCUUCAAUUAGAAAAUUUCAUUGCACUACUGCACCAGCUGCCAACUU
Messenger RNA from Phytophthora sojae, 1047 nucleotides. RefSeq lists its product as hypothetical. Gene Ontology annotation, cellular component: nucleus; cytoplasm. The transcript has 3 exons. NCBI's taxonomy places the organism in Eukaryota, Oomycota, Peronosporomycetes, Peronosporales, Peronosporaceae. Gene Ontology annotation, molecular function: heat shock protein binding. The record is from RefSeq and is a predicted model, not a curated record. The coding region runs from base 46 to 933 and encodes 295 amino acids.